This is a messenger RNA of Mustela erminea (ermine), 12411 nucleotides long. RefSeq names its product zinc finger protein 704 (gene ZNF704). The record is from RefSeq and is a predicted model, not a curated record. The transcript has 9 exons. Gene Ontology annotation, biological process: regulation of transcription by RNA polymerase II. Gene Ontology annotation, cellular component: nucleus. Gene Ontology annotation, molecular function: RNA polymerase II cis-regulatory region sequence-specific DNA binding; DNA-binding transcription factor activity. Lineage: Eukaryota; Metazoa; Chordata; Mammalia; Carnivora; Mustelidae. Bases 258 to 2069 code for a protein of 603 amino acids.
CGGCCGCCGCGCCGCCCCGCCGUAGCCGCCGGCCGCCGGCGUCCCCGCGGGCCGGUCCAGCGAAGGCGGCGCCCGCGCCUCUGCAGCCAGUGGCAGCCACAAGCCCGGGGAGGCGGCUCCCGCAGCCCCCCGCAGCCCCCCGCAGCCCCGCGCCCGGGGCGCCUGCGACCACAGCGGCCGCCCGGGGGAGGAAGAGGAGGAGGAGGAGGUGACAAACUCUCCGGCUCCGCGCCGCGGCUGGCAGCCCGCGGUCAGGCAUGCAGGCGCGGCGUCUAGCCAAGCGCUCCAGCCUGGGCAGCCGCCGGGGGGGCGCCGCGUUGCAGGCGCCCGGACCCGCGCCUGCCAGGGAAGGCACCUUGCCCGGCCUCCCACCGCUCGGCCCGGGCCCGGCCGCGGCCCCGGCCCCGGCCCCGGCCCCGGCUCCGGCUCCGGCCCCGGCCCCGGCCCCGGCCCCGGCCCCGGAGAGCUGGAGGCCGCCGCUGCCGCCACCGCGCAGCGCCGGGACCGGCCCCCCUCGGGCCGCCGGGGCCGCCGCCGCCUCGUCGCCUGUGCUGCUGCUUCUGGGGGAGGAAGACGAGGACGAGGAAGGCGGGAGCAGGCGGCGGAGGGGGCUCGGGCGGGUGGAGGAGAAGCCCCGAGGGGGCGCGGAGGAGGAGGAUGACGACGAGGAAGACGAGGAAGAGGAGGUGGUCGUCGAGGUGGUGGACGGCGACGACGACGAGGAGGACAGCGAGGAGCGCUUCAUGCCCCUCGGCCCCGGCCGUGCGGUCCCCAAGGGCCCGGCCCGGGGCACGUUGAAGGUGGGGAGCAUUAAACGGGAAAUGACCUUCACAUUUCAACCAGAGGACUUAAAACGUGACUCUAGUAAAAAAAUGUCUCAUCAACACUUGUUUCCCUUGGCCAUGGAGGAAGAUGUGAAAACAGCAGACACCAAAAAAGCCAACCGAGCCCUUGACCAUGAAAAAGAAAAUACUCGCUCCAUCUGUCUCCUUGAGCAAAAACGAAAAGUUGUUUCUUCCAAUAUUGAUGUUCCUCCAGCAAGGAAAUCCUCAGAGGAACUGGACAUGGACAAGGUGACAGCAGCAAUGGUACUAACCAGCUUGUCCACCAGCCCUUUGGUUCGGAGCCCACCUGUGCGGCCGAAUGAGGGCCUCAGCGGAUCCUGGAAGGAGGGAGGCGGCGUGCCUUCCAGCAGCAGCAGCGGCUACUGGAGCUGGAGCGCCCCCAGCGACCAGUCCAACCCGUCCACCCCGUCGCCGCCGCUGUCCGCCGACAGCUUCAAGCCCUUCCGCAGCCCCGCGCCGCAGCCGCCGCCGGACGACGGCAUCGACGAAGCGGAGGCCAGCAACCUGCUCUUUGACGAGCCCAUCCCCAGGAAAAGAAAGAAUUCUAUGAAGGUGAUGUUCAAAUGCCUCUGGAAGAACUGCGGGAAGGUGCUGAGCACGGCAGCGGGCAUCCAGAAACACAUACGGACCAUUCAUCUUGGGCGUGUUGGGGACUCCGACUACAGUGAUGGCGAAGAGGACUUUUACUACACGGAGAUCAAGCUCAACACAGACUCAGUGGCAGAUGGACUGAGCAGCCUGGCCCCCGUGUCACCGUCUCAGUCCCUGGCUUCGCCUCCCACUUACCCCAUCCCAGAUUCAAGCCGAACAGAGACUCCUUGUGCCAAAACUGAGACUAAACUGAUGACACCCUUGAGCCGCUCAGCUCCCACCACCCUCUACCUCGUGCAUACCGACCAUGCUUACCAGGCCACGCCCCCUGUGACCAUUCCAGGAUCAGCCAAGUUCACCCCCAAUGGCAGCAGCUUCAGCAUUUCUUGGCAGUCUCCUCCAGUUACCUUCACCGGCAUUCCAGUGUCACCAACACAUAAUCAUCUGGGGGGCACAGGAGAGCAGAGACAGCACACUCACACGGUCUUGUCCUCACCACCCAGAGGGACCGUCAGCCUGAGGAAACCCCGGGGAGAGGGCAAAAAGUGCCGCAAGGUGUACGGCAUGGAGAACCGGGACCUGUGGUGCACGGCGUGCCGCUGGAAGAAAGCCUGCCAGAGGUUCACUGACUGACCCCUGAGACCACCGAGCCGGCGGCCCGCAGCCCCGCUGCCCUUGCCUUCCACGGCAGGCUCUGGAAAAGCGCUUUUUCUUCCGAACAAAUUCCACUUGAAGCCCAGGAAAAGCACUUCCAGGAAACUUGGUGGAAUGACAGCAAAAAAUAAAAUAAGGUCACCACCCUCACUGCUCUUGCUGAGAACCCAGCAUCUGGCAGUUUUGUUUUGUUUUGUUUUUCCUUGAAAAAGAACAGUCUUGGUUUUUUUUUUUCCUGCUGUAUGUCUAGGUCUGAAAACUGCAGACUCCGUAGCAACUGAACCAACAAAGCCUGUUUGACCUAGAGAGGAGGCAUAUUUUGAUAAGCUUUCUGAAUAAUGCCAUUUCUGAGAUUUUGGGGGACAUAUUAAAAGAACAAGAAGCUCCACGUUAUUCGGUGGCAUCUGUACAGAGGUCAACGCCUCCUUUCCUUGUGAACAGCAUUCUCCCCCGACCUCUCGGAGCAGUGCACAUCAUGGCGUGUUGCCAGAAAGCUGAGCACCUGGGUAUCUCUUCUCUGUCUCGUUUGUCCGUCUGUCCUGUUUCCAAGAUGGGCCCCGCUUGGAACCGCCGCGGCGCUGUUGGCCGGCAGGGCCCGGAGGGCAUCCCCUCGCCAAGCGAUCACCAGCAGACUUCAGCCCCCAGCUGAGCCCAGGACAUCCCGCCGCGGGAACCCCAAGGAGUCUAGCGGUCUCAGAAGCCCUUCCCCGGGGGGCGCCUGGGGCCCGGCCCCGUGCAGGACCCGCGCGGGCGGCGGCUGUCCGGGUAAGCCUCGAUGCUUCUUUCAGGGACGCGGGGCAGACGGCGGCCCCCGGUCUGUGGGUCACUGCUCGUCUGACAGUGUCCUUGCCAGGACAGCGGGUCAGCCGGCCUUCCCUCCAAUCUCCACCCCGGGCUGGUUUCAGAAAAGGUAGAGAGCUCGGACUAUCCCCGCAGGUUUGCUACGCACGGCGGGCGGAGCACACCGCCCACGUCCCCAUCUGUUCGGAGACGGGCGAGGUCCGCAAACUCACAUCCGUUCUGAGUGCACUUUCAUAGGUUGUAUGCUUUAGCGCGUCCGGGAGAUGGGCUCGUGACCGACAGAAAUAUGAUCUGGGUACAUGGGAGGUCCCAAACUUUAUUUUUCUUAUAAAAAUAUUGGAACUGUUGGCUAAGAAUUUGCUCAGAGGGGAACAUACAGAACACCCAAAGGAAAAUGCAUGUGGGUAUAGGCAUUUCUCAAGCUAGUCGGACCAGGGCUCUCACUGUGUUUCCUAGCCCGCUACGUAUGUACAUAUGUUGGUUGGUUGCUUGGUCGGUUUUGGUGGUAGUGGUAUGGAGGAGGAGAGUUUAUAAGCUCCUCCACCCUACUCUGGAUUGCCCUGCGAAUGAGUUCUUUCUCCUAUACCUAUGCAAAAAGUAGUAAGAGCACCUUAUGGGGGCGCUGUGUCAGGACGGAGAGCCUACGAUCAGCCAUAGGAAUGUUCGAUGAAAUUGCACAGAAGAAAGUUUAAUAUAUGUUGAGAGACUGUACAUACACUUUUCGUUUUAAAGCUUUGAAAGGAGUCAUCUAGUAAUAACGAAUAUCCUUUUCCUUUUAUAAUCGAGGGAAAUAGAAGGAGGUUCCUCAGUAUCAUAUCCACAACCUGUGUGUUCGUAUCUUUUUGGCAAAUUUAUUUUUUAAGCUUUCAUGUGACUUUUCAAACAUUAUUCCUUGGGAGGGAUCCUGUUUUCCUCCAUUUAUUUUUAUUUCAACAACGCUUAUUUCAAGAGAGCAGGAAAAGAGGAAAAGAGCUUCAUUUAAUUUCAUGUCAGGAUUGCCAAUCAGGAGUAGCUAUGGCACCAGUUAUAAUGUAUGUUUUCAUAUUUACAAGGUCAGCCAGGAAAGGGCUUUUUUUUUUUUUUUAAAGGAGGAAAUGUAUUUGCAUUCUCAGUCCCAGCAUGUCUUGUCUCCUCCCUGGAAUCCUGUUGCUCUACCUGUAGGCACCCUCUGCUAUGACUUGAUGCUCCAGCCUGAGCUGCGGGUGGGCUGGGCUGCCUUGUGGCCACAGUGAGUCCAAAAGGGAUAGUUGGCUGGAGCACAAUCCCCGCGCAGAGGUUUUUCUCUUCAGGGAGGCUCCCUGGCCCGUGAUCCUGGGAUUAAGUCACUCAUCAAAAAUAAUCAAAGUGAUGAGGGGCUAAAUCCAUCCUCCCUACCCUCCAGAACUUUGGAACAUAAGGAGGGAGAGGUCUUCGCCAGGGAGCAGUCCUGGAAUGAGGUUUUGUAGCUGGACCCUAGAGAUGCAGGCCAUGAUUAGUUCUGAGCUCUGGCCUUGGGGGGCUGGGGGUCCAAGCUCAGUCUUUACCUGGUUUGUAGCCAAUGCACAGGUGCAAGCAGAAGUGUAGAGCUGAAGGCAAAUUGCUGGGAUUUUUUCACCUUUCUAAAGCCUUCUUUACACAUACUCUUCUGCAUCUCCUACCUACGUAGGGGCUCCUUUCUGCCAACUGGCUCUGAUCUCUGUGUACCUUCUGCUCUGGUAUCCAGGUGUGCACAGACUUUUCCUGCACACACACACAUCCAUUCUUUGUACCAAGGCAUGUCAUAAAUAGAGAACCACCAAAAUUCACGUGGCUGGCCUUGGGGAGUGUGGGGGGAGUGAUUAACUUAAUGCAAACCACCCAGAAAGCAAUGAAUUGCAAUAUAUAGCUCUGGUUGUAAGAGCUAAAAUUUAAAAAAAAAAAAAAAAAAAGACAGAGCUAUUUUGUUAUAUUUUGGAAUUAAAUGAAGUGCCAAAUUAAGCCCAACAUUCAUUUUCUGCCAUUGCUGUGGUACCAUGUUCUUUUGUGUCUUCAUUUGGCAAGGGGAAGCAGAGAAUGGGUGGAAAGGGCGGUCCCACAGCAUGACUGGUUAACUGAAGCUCCGUCCAUCCCAGGGACCUCAGACACCUGCGUGUGCAAAAGGAAUGGCAAUACACGGAUUCUGGACACAAAGUAUUUCUAAAGAAGGCGUGCUGUAGCCUUUUGACCUUUCUCUCCCUUGAUCCCCCUCCGUUCAGAAAAUAGUUCUCAUCUCUGCCUAAAGAAGGCAUCUCAUAGUAAUGGACGGGCAUUCUUCAGGGAGCUACAAAGCAAAGAGUUCAUCAGGCUGUAGUAUUAAGACUUAGUCUUUCCCAGUGGAUAUAUACCCAAUCUGUGGGAAGCAGUGUGACAAGUUGGAGACAACAUGCAGGUAGCAAGUCGGUCGGUUGGGGACCAGAGAGAUAUACAAGAGGUCUAUGGACAUCUGGCUCCCGCUCAUCUUCUUAAUGCUGGUCGGCCAGGGGGGCCUGUUUCUGGGCACCUCCGAGGGAGCUGUCAUGUGGUCCCCCAGGAGUGGCUGCCCGAAGCAAGAAGAGAGCUCCCGGAAGGGAAGCAGCUUUGCCCAGGGAUACAGGACCUCACGCACAUCUCUAGGGGGCACAGAUUUCCCGCCCCUUUGCGUGCUGGUGAGUUUCCUCUCUUGGUUGGGAAAAGCCAGUGUCAGGAAGAAGGCAGCUGGUUUCCACCUGAGGGCAUGCUCAGCUGCGGAGUGCCUGUCAGCCCCGCCACGCGCCAAGGUGCCCUUCAUUAGACGAUUCCAUGUCGUAACUGUGCUGCCGAUGAAAACUUGCAAUAGACAAGGAUGGGGGUUACAGCUCUUGGGCUUUCCAAAACCUUUCCCCGGGAAAUAGUUACAUGAAUGUUGCAAGAGAUUUCUGAAACUGAAAUGCCCUCUAUCAGAUUUCAAGAUCUUUUGAGUUUCAGUUGGCUGUCUCCAGUGUCACACGAAGCCACACUUCUGAAAGCCACGUUGGGCUCUGAAUUUGCCGGCGCGGCUGAACCCAUUUCCUUCCUCCUCCUUCAGACUUCAUCGGAAAAAGAAAGAGCAGCGUUCAGUUGAGAAUGUUGAGAGAGAAGUGGCAAGGAUUGUACCUACAGGAGAGAAUACCUUGAGAAUAGUAGCAAAAUACUGUAAAUAAUAUUCAUUUCCUCAGGGAAAAUUAAAGGGUAUGUAAAAGAGAGAUCUGGAGGAUCUUAAGACUAGAAAGACUUUUAUUAUCUCUAGAGUCUUUUCGGGUCAGAACUGUUUGGUGUUUGGGGAGUUUGGUUUGUUUUUUAAGGAACAUGAUAAUUAUUUCAAGGCAGAUUUCCAUGAACUGGACCACACCAACUUUCGGAGAUGUGCAGGAAUGCUGUAUGAGAAAGAGCUAUUUCUUUGUGGCUGACCUUUGAACCCCAAGCACACUCCCUGGCCGGUGUUCAUAGACUCAUGGAAGGCUUUUUCUGAAUGUAAUUGUGACUACGAAGCCUUGGUGUUCCUCUUCCGAAUCGGCCGGUUGGAUGACUGCACGCAGAAUCCCGUAGGUGAGAGCUGUUAAAGACGCGUGUUUUGUUUUAAUGGCGUGUUACGGAACAAACUUCCACGGACUUAAUGCGGACAAGGUGCUGCUUUUUCUCAUGACCCUGUAGAAUUUCUAUCGACCGCAUCAACUGUAGCGUUGACCUGUACGAACACAGGGAAGGAUCUGUGCAUACAAAUGAGUGGGAACAGAGCAGAAUUCAUGAAUAUGGAUGAGGAUGUGGAUCCUUCUGGAGAAGGCGCUGGCUACACGGGUCAACUGGAAAUUUCAUUUCUCUCAGAAAAUAACCCUACCAGCGGCACACCCCCUCUCCCCGUUCUCAGACCUGUGUGGAUUCCUCCACGCUGGAACUGUGUCGGUGUGUCUUUUUGCAUUGUAACUCGUCAAACCAGAAGUCCGUAAAUGAAAUGAGAUUAGCACUUUUAGGUACCAAGUGUAUGAUUAAGUAAUGCACACCAAUAGAUCAAGAAAGUAUAAAAUGUAUUUAAGACCGACCGGUUUGCUUAUUGUGACUGACUUUGAAAAAGCCCGUAUCCAAUGAUAUCCAUGCUUUAAAAGGUGUAUCUAUCCUGGGACCGGAAAUCAAAAAUGGGAAUUUUACUUCUGGUCCUGUUUUGUAAAUAGUUCCUUUUUUUUUUUUUUUUUUUUUUUGAAGACAAUCUCAUGUUUUAUACCUUUUUCUGUAGGUCUGAGAAUCACAAUGGUAAUGUGUUGUGUCAAAAAUGUAAUCUUAAAUACGAUAAUAAUUGUAAUUCAUUUUCCAAAUAAGACAAGGAUUAUACCGCUUUAGGCUUCUAUGAUUCUAAGAGACAUGACACUUUUAUAAUAAGCAUUAGUACUUAACUUCUCAAGUUAACAGAACUGGAAAUAUUUUACAAGAUGCCGUGUUUUGUAAUCACAAAGAACAUGAACAUUUUGUGGGAAAUGACCUUGGUUUUAUACAUUGUAGCUUAUUUUUUAAAAUACAGUAUUUACCAGACAGGAAGUGUUAGUAUUAUAAGCAAUUCCUGCUCUCCAAACAAAGGGCUAUGCCUCUUUUAAGCAAGUGUUUAAUGCAUAUCUUUUCAAUGAACCCUCUGCAGCAAGGGUAGAAAUGCAGAUCAGACGGAAAGAGUAUUACAAGAGAGUCAAGCUAGCAACUGCUACUCCUUUUAUCAUUGCCAGUGUGUUUGCAAAGUAUGAUGGAAAAAGACACGGUAGGAAUCAUCCUAUGUAUCUUAAAUCAAAAAAAAAAAGAAUGUUAGUAGAUAUGCUUGCAGGCAAUGGGAGAAAUAUUCUUGGAAAUUCUUUAGUGUAAAAUGAGAUUCUGUCACAAUGACAAGCUCACCACAAACCUGCAUUUAACUAGCAAGUAUCACUGGGUGGUAAUUUCCCAAACCACGGUAUAUAAGCCCAAAGAUAGAAUUUUUAGGUGGUCAGUGGUGUUUAAAGUAGUUUUUCCUCAGCACUAACUCAGUAACUUUAAUUUCCUUAUCAAAGCAAGUGCUUGAUUUGUCACGAGAAGAACGAAUAGACAUGCAAGUUUGCGAUCAGAAAGUCACUGUAUUCCCAAGAGUCAGGAAACAAGGGAGGGAGCCAUGGAGAGUUUAUUAACUGCACAAAUAAUUUUGAGCUUUGCCAAAAGCAUUUCAUAAUUCUGUACAGUUUUUUUCUAGCCCACUCACUGUUAAGAAAAAAAAAAAAGCAAGCAUCUUUUCUUUCUAAGAUUUCAGUAACUCAAAAGCUAGACUAAUUAGCAGUAAGCAGAUAACAUCAAAAGUAAAGCUGGGAUAGAAUGACCAUAUACCCAUUGGGCAACUCCUAUGAAGUGGUCAGAGGGUCACUCAGAUCUUGCUUUCAAAUAGGCUUUAGAAUCUGCACACGAGGACUAGAAAUGCGUGGAGACAGGGGAAACCAUGUACAGCCUCAACUCCUGGUCUCUGAGAUGAGGCUGUCUACAAAUCUGUAUCUUCAUUCCCUUGACUAUCUCCAUUGUUCGCAUCAAAUCCCCAAGAAGUACUUAUUGCUGUCUGGCUUUGAACCAAUGAGUCUUGCUUCUUUUUGAAAUAGAAGCUUCCUAAUGGUUUAUAGCAGAAGCCUUAGAAAAGCCAGGCAGGAUCUGUAAACGAAUGAUUCAGAUCAGGUAACACAGGGACACUACAGAACGGUGGAGAUGCUGGUAAACCAGAGAGCUCAUGCCCCCGUUGCAUGGGGCACCCAGCCUUAGACAAUCAGAACCAUGCAGAAAUCAGGCCCAGGGCGACUAGAUCUUCUGACUUGGAAGUAAGAUGUUACCAGACAUUUAAGUGUUGACAGCUCAAAUUCUUGGCCAACACUGUGCAGACCAAAGAGAACCUACAUAUGGGCAGAGGCAGCCUCUGGCCACCAGUCUCACCCGCUGGGGAAAGCACAUCUCACAUCUCACGGCCACUGGGUCAGGUUCGUCCCUCAGGCCCACAGACUCACACGUUGGCACGAUCUGGGCCACUAAAAUCAAAAGAAGGGAAAGAGGUCAGUUCUCCCCGGAAACCAUUCUCAUGGAAGACUUGAAUAUAAAAAUAGAGUAUCCUUAAGCUAGCCUUGCCUCUGAUCAAAAUACGCUGAAGUACUAUCCAGCUCUCCCUCUGUCCCCUUCUGGCCUGCCGAGGCCAUGCCCCAAAGCAUGGAAGAACGGUCAUCCCAACUUAAGUUCUCAUCUACCGUGACCACUGUGAUGAAGGUCUGGCAAAGAGCAGCCUCGUGCCUUCAGAGAAGGCAGCCAGGAGCCCCUGGAGUUUGAGAUAGCACACUCUGCCUCCUUGUGCCAAAGCCCUUUGCCAGCCCCUCUACACUCCUUCCCACUCCAUCCUGCCUCAAGAGUUUUCAUGCCAGGGUAAAAUUUCCAUUGUUUCAUCUCCCCUAGAGCAACACCCUUGCUUCAGAACCAGUAGAUAUUUUAGAGUGUCCACUAACCCCCAAAAUGGAGUUUUUCCACAUUUUUUGCACAUUUGUCUGAAGGCAAAGACAAAAUGGGAAUGAAUGGGUCAUGGAAAAAAUUAGAAGUUGCUUCUUUGGCUCCAAUGGACUGUUACUUAGACUGUAUCUUGCACCAGAGUCCUGAUGGUAUUGGGAUAAUUGCUAACCCUUUCACAUACAUUAUAAAGCAUGUUUCUUUCAGAUACAUUAUUUCAUUUGACCUUCCUAAGGACCUAGUGUAGAGUAGGAAUAUUUGGGAUCACCUCCAAGGCCAGCCCAGGAUAGUGUUACGCCCGUGAGUCAGCCCUGUCACUGCCGAAAGGGAGGAGAAGAAGGGCUUGGGAAAGUACUGGGUCAGACUGAUAGCAUCUUCCAGAUGCUAAACCUGGAAAGACCCAGGGACCCGCCAGGUUCUCAGCCCAGGAUCUUCAGCAUAGAAACCCAAGUGUACACUCAUUCCCCAUUGUCAAAUGCAAACUUAAUCAAUGCCAGCAGCACCCCUUUAGGCUGCUGCCAUGCCCGUACUCCCCAAAGUCUAACCAUCUAAAUGGUUAAUCCUAGGAGUUUCUGAGCUAAUAUGAUGUUCUAAGUAAGUUUUGACUCCUUGGGAAAAAAAUUACUUUGCUGCCACCAUUCAACAUUUGCUUUCCAUGUAAACGGAAAUCAUUGCCAGAAUACUGAAAAACAGCUCAAAUUUAUUAUUUUUAAUGAUCAAAUCCAACUCAAAGUUGGAAAUACCCAUGAGAUGGUGAAGUUGCAUUUGAAUACGAAUGCAAAUGAAAUGACAUUGUCGAGGCCUGAGAUCUCCAUCAGGGUGAGUGACUAAAAGGCUGUCCAGUAAUGAACAGGUUUCAAGGGACCCUUCUCCCUCUACUUUACCAGGCUUCCCAUCAUGACUUUAGGGUGAAGCCACUCCCAGGGAGUGUAGUCAUGGAGCUAGAAGGGACCUAAACCAUUUUGGCCUGCCACCUACUUGAUUAACAGGCUUUUUGAUAAGUGAUGUGUUUGCUCUCUGUCCGAGAAUAGAGGAGGAAGAGGAGGAAGAGGAAACAGCCAAGCACUCUCCUCCUCUUUGGGGAAGAAGCCCGUUUUGCAGGAGUGAGCACUGGGCCCCAGUGGCAGGGCUUCGUGAACAAGCAGGAAGCGGAGGUUCCAAAACAAGAUGACUCUAGACUCUGAAAGAAGGCGGGAUUGUGAAUUCAACGCUCAAAUCGCCAUCUUUGUUUUUAAAAAAUGUUCUUUCCUAUUGGGCACCAUUCAUGUCAUUAUUAACAGCCAGCUUCCGAAGAAAAGGGCCCUUUUAUUUAUAGUAUGAAAAUGCUAAAAAUGAAUUCUUGAGCAUAAUUAACUGUUACAGUUGCUUACGAGGGACAAUUCCCUAAAUUUUUAAUUCAGAAAAUUCACGAGAGUGGAAUGUAGCAACUCCUGAAAAAGGCAAGAGAGCUGUCAUUAAAGAAAAUUUUCUUUCAAAAAAAAAAAUUGCUCAUCUGCUUCCUUCUGAAUGCUUUCUACAUCUCUGACUCAGGAGGAAAACCAGGACUCUGGAGAAGAAAUUGAGCGGAGAGAGAGAGAGAGAGAGAGAACAGUUCCCAUUCUGGUGAUUAGUCUUAAACACCCUCCCUUGUCCUCCCCACCCCCCCAUCUUGGCAACCAUCUCCUGUUCGCUUGCGUGACCUUACUGAGGCCACACUGUUAUUAUGUAUGUUCCCUUCCAAAAAUUCCAAAUUAAACACCUUUGCUUCUGUGCUGCUGACUUCUCACUCUUAAAAAUUAAGGUCCAAGGGGAUAAAUAGGACUGUGACUUGUACGUGAGGCUCAGUCGGUGAGGCUAUCCUCUUCUUUCCAAGAAAAAUUUCCAUCUGUCUGAACAGCCCCUGGUGAUCAUCCAGACAGCAAGUCAGUCAGCGUCCAACCUGCGACACUCAUCACAACACUCAGACAGACUCGCUGACAAAGGACAAGGCAGAUCUCUAAUCCCUUCACCUGGAUUCUAAAGCCCUCCACUCGAGUCACCCACCAGGCCCUUCCACCGGGAAAGCCAGCUGUGUGAUCAGACCACCUUGGAAGGACAGAAGAAGGGAGCUUCACAUUUAAUGUCGCUGGGCCCUGAACUCUGCCCGCAAUUAUACAGUCUGAAAACUGACUUGGCCUUUAUUGUGUGAAAAGUAGGUGACUCCCGCAAGGUAUAAUUAUUUUGACUUUAUAUGUACGCAAGGAGAAAGCUACUCCAGUCUGCUCUCACUGGUAAGCCCCUGUCCCUCACCCUGGUGGAGCUCUCUUCCCAUGCUUUGGGCACACAUGACCAAGACAGAGAGGAAAAAGGGAGAGCUUUUGGGGCCAGCAAUGCAAGAGCUGGAAUUACCCCUCAGGGAUCUACAGUGUAGUGUAAUUAUAAACUGCCCCCCCAAAAAAAGAUUACAAAUCCUUGCUUUGCUUUUUAUGCCUUUUUAUCCUAUUCUCUGCUAAUUGGAAAUCAAUGACUGUGACUUGACCAAGCCCUGUGAUAAUAUAGCAAAGCCCCUUCUUCCAAAGUAUCCUGACGGUCUGGGGAACCUCUGUGAUCACUGGUAGAAAGCUUUAGAAUAGACUUAGAUUUUUAGGAAAGAACUCAAUACCCCCCAAAUGUUCCAUGACUUCAAUAACUGAAAAUGCUCUGGGUGUAAAACAACCCAGAAAUGUGGAUUAUAUAUGUUUUUAAAAAAAAAAAAAUGCCAUUAAUCAAUAUUUUCCUACAACAUGACCUAGAAUUCCUAUUUUUAUAAUUAAUGGUUGGAUGAUGAUCAGCCAUUUAAACAUAUGCUCUCUGGAAUAACCAGAUACUAGUGUAGUUUCCAAAGUGUUUCAUGUCUCAAAAUCUAUAUACUUAGAAGAAGAACUCAGGAUAAGUAAAACUCGCUAGGUCCCAAAGGGUUCAUGACCAUCAUCAAAUGCAACUACCAAGUGGCCUACGGUCAUCUUUCUCAAACGAGGAGGCUGGGGAGCAAGAGAACAACAGUAAUCACAAACCCUCCGUUGCCCUUAGUCCACGGUAAGGUUUAAAAAAAAAAAAA